AUUACUAUAUAUAAUUAUUUGUAUGGUAUACGUUUAACUAAUAAAGUUGUGAGUUGUGGUUUAGGAUAUACCAAAAUUUGUUUGUGUUUCAUAUAUCGAUCUCAGCCAUGUCACUAUCAGGACUAAUCUCCACUACUACUUUCAAAGAACAACCAGCAAUAGUCCGUCGAUCAGGAAACUACAAACCCCCAUUGUGGGAUGCUCAUUUUAUCCAAUCACUCCAAGUCAUAUAUACGGAGGAAAGCUAUGGGAAAAGAAUCAAUGAGCUGAAAGAAGAUGUGAGAAGAAUUCUUGAGAAGGAGGCUGAAAAUCCUUUAGUUAAGCUUGAACAGAUUAAUGAUUUGAGCAGACUUGGAAUAUCUUAUCACUUUGAAGAUCAAAUUAAGGCAAUAUUAAACCUUACAUAUAAUAAUAAUAAUGCAUUGUGGAAGAAAGAUAAUCUGUAUGCCACUGCUCUUCAUUUCAAACUCCUUAGACAAUAUGGAUUCAAUCCUGUAUCUUCAGAGAUUUUCAAUGCUUUCAAAGACGAGAAAAAGGAGUUCAAGGAGAGUUUGAGUAAAGAUGUGAAAGGAAUGGUAUGUCUAUAUGAGGCUUCAUUCUAUUCAUUUAGGGGUGAACCCAUAUUAGAUGAAGCAAGAGAUUUCACAACCAAACAUCUCAAACAAUACUUGAUGAUGACGAGGCAAGGUCAAAAUGUUGACCAUGAUGAUGAUAAUGAUUUAAUGGUGAAAUUAGUGGAGCAUGCUUUGGAGCUUCCAGUGCAUUGGAGAAUGAAAAGGUUGGAGGCAAGGUGGUUUAUUGAUAUGUAUGCUGAAAUGUCUCAUCAUCAUCAUAUGAAUUCAACUUUUCUUCAACUUGCUAAACUAGAUUUUAACGUUGUACAAUCAACAUACCAAGAAGACCUUAAACAUGUUGUAAGGUGGUGGAAAACUACUAGUCUAGGAGAGAGGUUACCCUUUGCAAGAGAUAGGAUAGUUGAAACGUUCUUAUGGACUGUGGGAGUUAAAUUUGAGCCACAGUUUAGAUAUUGCCGAAAAAUGCUCACAAAGAUUGGUCAAUUGGUAACGACAAUGGACGAUAUAUUUGACGUGUAUGGUACGCUUGAUGAGCUAAGCCUCUUUCAAGACGCAUUGGAAAGGUGGGAUAUAAAUACGAUCGACCAACUUCCAGAUUACAUGAAGAUAUUUUUUUUGGCUACUUAUAAUGUGGUGAAUGAAAUGGCGUAUGACGUGCUAAAACAAAAUGGCAUUCUCAUUAUCAAAUAUUUAAAGAAAACGUGGACGGAUUUAUGUAAAUGUUACAUGUUGGAGGCAAAUUGGUAUCAUAGUGGAUACACACCAAGCUUGGAAGAAUACAUUAAAAAUGGAUGGAUAUCAAUUGCAGAACCCUUAAUUCUAGUCAAUCUUUAUUGCCUUAUAACCAAUCCAAUAAAAGAAGAUGACAUAGACUGCUUGCUUCAAUAUCCCACCUUUAUUCGUAUCUCAGGAAUCAUUGCUCGACUUGUUGAUGAUUUAGGAACUUCAUCGGAUGAACUGAAAAGAGGAGACAAUCCUAAAUCGAUUCAAUGCUAUAUGAAAGAAAAUGGUAUUUGUGAUGAAAAGAAUGGCCGUGAACACAUAAGGAAUUUAAUCAGUGAAACAUGGAAGGAAAUGAAUGAAGCUCGAGUGGGUGAGUCUCCAUUUUCUCAAGCUUUUAUUGAAACUGCCAUAGAUUUCGUUAGGACAGCAAUGAUGAUAUACCAAAAGGAGCAAGAUGGGGUUGGUACUAAUUUUGAUCAUUACACAAAAGAUGGAAUCAUUUCCUUGUUCUUCACUUCCAUUCCCAUUUGAACCAUAUUAAUCAUAUAUAUAUAUAUGAUGAUUAUGAUGGGCUAUUAUAGAUAAUUAGUUUAUGUUGUUGAGAAUAAUAUUUUGCUGGAUUAAUUGAUUGUAAAAUCUCAAUCCUAGCUAAAUGAAAUUACAUUAAAUGUUUGUAAUACGAAUGAUAAUUUUGUGUGUAAGGUUCUGUAUCCAAUAGCAAUUAAUAAAUGUAAUAAUAUUAAAUGAGUAGUAGGUAACUUGAUAUCA
This is a messenger RNA of Cannabis sativa, 2066 nucleotides long. RefSeq names its product probable monoterpene synthase MTS1, chloroplastic. Gene Ontology annotation, molecular function: magnesium ion binding; terpene synthase activity. Gene Ontology annotation, biological process: diterpenoid biosynthetic process. The transcript is spliced from 8 exons. The coding region runs from base 108 to 1829 and encodes 573 amino acids. The record is from RefSeq and is a predicted model, not a curated record. NCBI's taxonomy places the organism in Eukaryota, Viridiplantae, Streptophyta, Magnoliopsida, Rosales, Cannabaceae.